GAUAGUCUCCUGAGAGGAGGGUGAGGUCCGAGGCAGUGAGGAGCUCUGUAACGGGACUGUGAGGAUGAAAAUGAGGCUGCUGUCUGUGAUCCUGCUGCACGGUGUGUGUGUGCUGCUGCUGUCUGCACCAACUGUUUCUGCAGUCUCUCUGAGUGUAACACCAGAUCACAAGCAGUUCUUCAGUGGUGGUGCUCUGGUGAUUCUGUUUUGUGAUGAUGAUGAUGAUGAACAGAGAGUUGAUGGAUGGACAGUGAAGAGGACCAGAGCAGGAGUCACUGAGAUGUGUGAAGAAGCUGCAGACCUUGUUCUUAAAAAUUAUCUGUGUCAACUCAUGUUGCGUAACCCCUCUGAUGGAGCUUACUUCUGUGAAAGCUCAUCUGGACAGCGUAGUGAUGAAGUCAACAUCACUGUUACAGCUGGUUCCCUGAUCCUGGACAUCCCUUCAUCUCCUGUGUGGACAGGAAGCAAUGUGACUCUGCUCUGUCAAACCAGAGAGGGUAAACCGGGGAAGUCUUAUUUCUAUAAAGAUGGGAAUAUGAUUGGACAUGAUCCCAAAGAAAAUUUUACUCUCACUAAUGUUCAAAAGUCUGAUGAAGGUCUCUACUCGUGCUCAACUGAUGAUCAUCCACAUUCUCAUGAAAGCAGACUGACAGUCAGAGUGGUUUUUGAGAUGAAUAUGAGAGAAGAAGGUGGGUACGCCCAGACCGUCACUGCACUCCUCUCCAUCCUGUGCCUGAUAAAGUCCAUAAAUAAAGACUUUCAUGACAGAUAG
Molecule: messenger RNA, 772 nt
Organism: Oreochromis aureus
Lineage: Eukaryota; Metazoa; Chordata; Actinopteri; Cichliformes; Cichlidae
Exons: 5
Coding region: 65-772 (235 amino acids)
Biological process (GO): cell surface receptor signaling pathway
Molecular function (GO): transmembrane signaling receptor activity
Source: RefSeq, a predicted model, not a curated record